Salvia hispanica is the source of this 1425-nucleotide messenger RNA. RefSeq lists its product as uncharacterized. Lineage: Eukaryota; Viridiplantae; Streptophyta; Magnoliopsida; Lamiales; Lamiaceae. The record is from RefSeq and is a predicted model, not a curated record.
GUCUGUGUAUGUGGAAAUAAAAGGAUUGAAAAAUAUCAGCUGCAUUUCUUCCAAACAAUUUCAUUUUUUCUUAUUAAAAUCAACAGAAUCGAAAAUUCCGGAAAACAAUUCAUUCGAAAUUCCGUUUUGAUGGAAAAUAAAAAUAAUCAGGCGCCGCCACCUGAAACCGAAGCAGCUCCGCCCAAAUCUGCCCCCUCUCCGCGACGCAACAACAGCGGAGACCACAUCUCCCUAUCUUCUCCGGCGGACUCCUACUCCUCGCCGCUUCACUCCAAGCACAACAGCGAUGACCACAUCUCGCUCUCCCCGCCGGACCAAAAUUCUCCCGACUCCGCGCACAUCACCAUCAGCAACAGCCGCGGCUCUUCGCCGGAGCACGAGACGAAUCGGCCGAUGGAUCGCUCCUCGCCCGAAUCCGAGUACAUCGCCUUCGAUCACGGCCGCGGGAGUGGGGUUGAGGAGCAUCGGCCGGCGGCGGUGGUGGUGAGGAAGGACAUGUACAAGGGGCCGAUGGAGGAUAUGGUUGUGGUGGAGGAGCCUAUGGCGGCGGUGGUGAAUAGGGCGGUGAUGGAGGAGCCGAAUGUGGUGGCGCCGAAGCCGGAUCCGGGACCUGAAUUGGCCGGCGGCGGCGGCGGAAGUGGAAUUAGGCGGAGGAGGGUUAGUCCGUCGCUGUCUAUUUUGAGGAGAGGUGAGAGGGAGAAGAUGGUGAGGAAAGCUGCGUUGGGGUUUAGGGUUUUUGGAUUGCUGUUUUGCUUAAUUUCAUUUGCGGUAAUGGCAGCUGAUAGAAAUCAGGGAUGGGCUCUCGAUUCAUUUGAUCGUUACAAAGAAUUCAGGUACUGUAUGUCUGUGAAUGUGAUUGGAUUUGUGUAUUCUGGAGCUCAGGCAUUGGAUAUGUCAUAUAAUCUGGUGACCGGAAAGUAUAUUGUGCAUCAACAACCGAAACUCCGGCACUACCUCAACUUUGCAGCUGAUCAGAUGAUCGCUUAUCUUCUCAUAUCAGCUUCCUCGUCUGCCACCAUCCGGAUCGACGACUGGCAACUGAACUGGGGGAAGGACCAGUUUCCUGAUUUAGCAACUGCUUCCGUGUCCAUGUCUUUCCUCGCCUUCGUCGCCCUCGCAAUGAGUUCUCUCAUAUCUGGCUAUGUUCUCUGCACUUCCAAAACUGCAUAGUUUCGACUUCCUCCCCUCGAACUAGGUCGUGUGCACCGCUGCCCUCGCCUCGAGUUCCUCUUCAUCGAUCUAGGUCGAGAUAUACUCUGCGUGUAUCUAUUGUAGGUUUGUAGCGGCUGUCUGCAUCUUUAAGAACAAAAUGGUGUAUAUAAACAUUCAUUAUGUCGUGGCUUAUAGUUGUUGAUGAUGGGAGGUUUAAAUUAUGGACUUUCAAUAAUAGUUGGUUGGGCCAAAGGUUAAUUUUGAUUGUUGUUA